ACAGCUUCAAGGGUAGGCGUGGGCUGUUGAGGAAAGAGGACAUGAGCGGCCCUGGUCAGGAAUCAGGCUUCCUGCGCAACAUUAUAAAGACUCCCCUCCCUCUGGAUACCCUGGACAGUCUUGCUCAGACAACUGUGGAGGGAGUAGGUUAUUGCCCAGCCUAAAGACAGUUAGUUACAGAUUGAGGAACCUGAGAGUUGAACUGAGGGUUGUGAGGACAGCAUCGUGCGCAUUGGUUCUCGUCCCUGCUGGUCGGGGUACGAGUAGGGAGCUGGUCUCACCUAACAGAGGCGUCCAGGAGACUGCCCUCCAUGUUUUCUCUAGCUGGUGUCUUCUGCAACAGGAUGAGCAAGAUCCAGGUGGUGGAGGGAUAUAGGGUUGGAGGGAGGCAUGAGGCGGCAGGGUCUGAAGCGGCUGCUGCGCAGGGAUACGUAAAGGAGUUUACGCGCCACUCCAACGACGUCCUGCUGAAUCUGAACGAACUGAGGCACCAGAACAUUCUGACCGAUGCCACCCUGGUGGUGGGCACUGCCCGACUGCAGGCACACUGUGCUGUGCUCAUUGCAUGCAGUGGGUUCUUCUACUCCCUGUACUCCCGUCGUGUGUCCUCUCCUGGAUGGAGUGGUGCUGGAGGCCAGGCCCUGACCCUGUCACUCCCUGACUCCCUGGACCCCUCCAGCGUCUCCCUGCUCCUGGACUUCAUGUACACCUCCCAGCUGCCCCUCACGCCACGCACAGUCCCCGGAGUGCUCUCCGUCGCCACCUACCUGCAGAUGGACCACGUGGCUGACGCCUGCAGAGCUUUCAUGUUACACAGUGAGAGGAUGAGAGGGACGCCCCCUCAAAUGAAGCUGGACUCCACGGUGUCUGUAAUGUCUGCAGCACUCUCAGGGGGAGCUCCUCUUAAUCCCCCUGUCAAUGGAAGACCCCGCCCAUCUGUCCUCGUUGUCUCCACCCCCUCCCAGUCCGCAGCGGAGGCUGAGGGUCGUAUGUGUCAUGACUCGGCCAGCAGGGUCCCUGGAAACUUCCGGGCCUGUCUGCAGCCAGGGACUUUCCUGACCCGCGAGCCCAGGUCAAAGGAACUAAAGCAGGAGCCUGAAUCACCCAUCCUGGCCUCCACCCCUUCUCCAGACAGCCCGUCUCGCUCCAGCUGUCAGCCCAACUCUCCUGCGGAGUCCAACACCUGUAAUCUAGGUGAACCCAAGCGCAACCCUGACCCCAAAGCCUGCAACUGGAAGAAAUACAAGUACAUUGUCCUCAACCCCCUCUGUGCCGAAAACACGGUGAAGGAUGAGGAGCCUGAGGAGGGCCGGCAGCAGCUUGACCACAUUCCCACCUCUGAUAGGAUGGAAGUGACAUUGAAGCCACCUAUGGAGGCAUGGCCAAGGAAAGGAUCCGGACAAAAUGAAAGCCCUCCCCUGGUUCCCCACCCAGGGCUGCCAGCCCACCCUGUGGAACCCCCCAUGGAGCCCCCCACCCACAAGGAAGGAACAGUCUCGCCUUGCUGUCUGGCACCACGCCCAUUGGAUCCAGAGGCCGCCCACCACUGCCAGCACCCAAUUAAGCGUGAGAAUUACAGCUUGCCAUUCUGUUACUCCGGCAACCUGAGCGUGAUAAAGACUGCCUGCAUAGCCCCCAUUGCAGGAGACAAGCCUUACCGCUGCAACGUGUGCGGUGCCCAGUUCAACCGGCCCGCCAACCUGAAGACGCACUCCCGCAUCCACUCCGGAGAGAAGCCCUACCGCUGUGAUACCUGCGGGGCCCGAUUCGUUCAGGUGGCCCACUUGCGAGCCCAUGUUCUGAUUCACACGGGGGAGAAGCCUUAUCCCUGUCACACCUGCGGCACUCGGUUCCGUCACCUGCAGACCCUGAAGAGUCACCUGCGCAUUCACACUGGAGAGAAGCCUUACACUUGUGAGAAGUGUGACCUGCACUUCCGCCACAAGAGCCAGCUGCGUCUCCACCUGAGGCAGAAGCAUGGCGCCGUCACAAACACCAAGAUCCGCUACAAGGUCCUGACCGACCCCUACCAUCCCAUCCUGCAGGCCUGUUGACGGUCCUCCCUUUGACCCAUGACCUUUAACCCCUAACCAUAACCCCACAGAUACCAAGAAUAACCCCAACAUUUAUGUCAAUCAAAUCAUGAUUGUUUAUCAGUUUCCACCCUGGUUUCUCCUGUGUUGUUAUUGUCAAUGGCUGUGUCCCAAAUGGCAGCCUAGGCCUGGUUGCAUAAAACACCUUAAGUGAACAGAGAAUUUUCUUAACUUUAAAUCAGUUGAACAAAACAUUUUAAAAUGUGAAUUUCAACCUUAAAUUAAGUGAAAAAGUUAAUGGUGCCCAUGAGGUCCGUUAACUGCUUCAUUCAGUUUGGAUAUCAAUGUAAACAGAUUUUGUGGAUGUGAAUGUUACUUUCGUCUGCUCUGGUUACAAAAGGAAAACAUCAACCAGCUAGCUACUUAGCUAAGCAAUGGAAGGUGCAUGAUCCAUGGCUACAAAAGGAAAACAUCAACCAGCUAGCUACUUAGCUAAACAAUGGAAGGUGCAUGAUCCAUGGCUACAAAAGGAAAACAUCAACCAGCUAGCUACUUAGCUAAACAAUGGAAGGUGCAUGAUCCAUGGCUACAAAAGGAAAACAUCAACCAGCUAGCUACUUAGCUAAACAAUGGAAGGUGCAUGAUCCAUGGCUACAAAAGGAAAACAUCAACCAGCUAGCUACUUAGCUAAACAAUGGAAGGUGCAUGAUCCAUGGCUACAAAAGGAAAACAUCAACCAGCUAGCUACUUAGCUAAACAAUGGAAGGUGCAUGAUCCAUGGCUACAAAAGGAAAACAUCAACCAGCUAGCUACUUAGCUAAGCAAUGGAAGGUGCAUGAUCCAUGGCUACAAAAGGAAAACAUCAACCAGCUAGCUACUUAGCUAAACAAUGGAAGGUGCAUGAUCCAUGGCUACAAAAGGAAAACAUCAACCAGCUAGCUACUUAGCUAAGCAAUGGAAGGUGCAUGAUCCAUGGCUACAAAAGGAAAACAUCAACCAGCUAGCUACUUAGCUAAACAAUGGAAGGUGCAUGAUCCAUGGCUACAAAAGGUAGCUGGCUAGUUAGCUACAGCUACUCUGAAAACUAGCUCGGAAGUAAUAUAAACAAGUUGAGAAAAAAGUAACCAGAAACUAGGUUUAUUAUCUUCUGAAGCAAUUAAGUUCCAUUUUGAUAUCUCACAAAAUGAAAGUGACCUCUUUGACGAGAGGUUAAGUCAGUGAAUCAGACCAAGCCCAUGGUAACCAGAUACUCUGUCUGCCAUACAUGGGCUCUAUGCAACGCCUUUAAACAAUUCCCUUAGGCAAGGGACAAUUAUUUCUUAAUGUAAAGCCUUAUGGGAAACACUUAAUGUUUUAUGCAAACGAACCCUGUACAUUAUAUAGUGCACUACUUUUGACAAGGGCUCAUGGAGCCUACAGGAAUAGGAUGCCUUUCAAAACUGCCUGGCCCCAUCAAACCUGCCUGAUUGAGAGCUCAGCCUCGCCCCUCAAAAACAUGAGCUCAAGUAUGUUUCACUCAAGUAUGUUUCACUCACUGGCUAGAGGGGCCAUUAUAAAACACAUAUACAUGACUAGUUGUAAGCCAAUCAAACCAUGAUGUUGUAAAGGAUUUGUGGAAAGGCGGCCGGCGCCAGAGAGAGAGAUCGGAGCUGAUAUGUAGAUAGGAUGACAAUGCCUCUCCUCUAUGGUAUUGAGCUGGAGGCGGUCUCAGGCCACUUUAAGCGUUAGGUGGAUAACAUGUCAAGAGAGCUGUCGAAAGUUACUGGGAGUAGUAUGAGAUGUUUUUGUAUCCAAGGAGGUGCUUUGAAAAGUUGAGAGUUUUGAGGUUAUGAGUAGAGAGUGAGUGAGACACAGACACAGACAGAGCUAGAAGAGAAGGGAGAAAAUUAGGAUGAAGGACUAAGGAGUGUGGCUAGAAGAGAAAAUACAUUUGACAUGGUUGGUUGGAAUCAUGAGAUGAGGAAUUGAUUUCAUUAGAGUGACAGAGAGAAUGUUAUAGUAAGUUGUAGAGUUGAAUAGAGCAAGUGAAAGAAAGUUCUGCGCCAAUGCUUUGUUUAUUUUCAAGUGCCACAGCUAUUUUUAGGGACCGGGACACAUUGGGGACCCGUUGAGUAUUUGAGAUGGCAAUGCCACAAAGAUGUCAUUAAAUAACAAUACAGAGAUAGGUAAUAAUGCCCUAAGAACAAAGGUAAUAAUGCCCCAAGCACUACCGUGUGAAUCGACUACCCCGACUGUGUCAGCUUUAAAUAGCUUUUUUAACUAAUGUUUAUUUUUUACACACUAAAACCAAAGGCCUGGGGCCUUUGUCUAAUGUAUAUGACAGGUGUCAUAUAAGAUACGAUGUUUUGCCCAUUACAUCCAUUCUGUAUUUUUCUAAAGGUUUUUAUUUAAAAUGGCAGACUAUAACUUGUCAUCGGUGCAGAGUCCGAGCAGGCAAAGGACUUCCGUCUCUUGUGUAUGAAGGAAUAUCUUCUCUCAGAGCAUAAAAGCUAGAUAAUGCGACUGUAAAAAUGGAUGAGAGAUGAUAUUGAUAUUUGAAAAUGUAUGGUGUUCUUUUGCUGGACAAAGACAAGGACUGUUUUAUACUAAUUAAAUUAAAUUGAUUGACCUUAACUACAAA
Molecule: messenger RNA, 4653 nt
Organism: Oncorhynchus keta (chum salmon)
Lineage: Eukaryota; Metazoa; Chordata; Actinopteri; Salmoniformes; Salmonidae
Product: B-cell CLL/lymphoma 6 member B protein
Exons: 11
Coding region: 312-2054 (580 amino acids)
Biological process (GO): regulation of transcription by RNA polymerase II
Cellular component (GO): nucleus
Molecular function (GO): DNA-binding transcription factor activity, RNA polymerase II-specific; protein binding; RNA polymerase II cis-regulatory region sequence-specific DNA binding
Source: RefSeq, a predicted model, not a curated record